Bolinopsis microptera is the source of this 1320-nucleotide messenger RNA. RefSeq names its product melatonin receptor type 1A-like. The record is from RefSeq and is a predicted model, not a curated record. Gene Ontology annotation, cellular component: membrane. The transcript is spliced from 2 exons. Bases 121 to 1188 code for a protein of 355 amino acids. NCBI's taxonomy places the organism in Eukaryota, Metazoa, Ctenophora, Tentaculata, Lobata, Bolinopsidae.
UUUAGGUCUCUCAACCAGUGGACCAGAUUUCUAGUCACAGUUCCUGCCAUCUAACUCCGUACUCAUAUUUCUCCUUUAAGCUUUGUUGACAAGAGAAGUUUGAAAACUGUUGAAUUAACCAUGAUGGAAUCGAACAAUGCGUCAAUAUUCGGGAUAGAGAGCACAGCGGAGCGAGUAGUGUGGGCUUGUUACUGCACCUUCGUUCUGAUAUCCAGUAUUGUAGGAAACGCUAUCAUUCUGGUGGCCUCUAUCAGACACAACGCCCUCAGACUCAACCACUUCUUAGUGACCCUCAUGGAGCAGAUAGCAGUCUGCGAUCUGAUCACCUCACUCGUCUACGCACUCCCAAUGGCAGUGUCCCUCGUCGCCAAUAAGUGGGUUCUUGGUGAUGCGCUGAGCUACAUCGCAGUGUAUUUGCAAUACAUUUUCUACCCGGCAGGGGUACUUUUUGUUGCUGGUUUAACCACCAGUAAGGUCUUCAUUCUCUGGUGGCCAGCCAGCACCAUGGUCUUCUUAAAAAAGAGUAAGAUCUACAUAGUAGGUGCUAUUUGGACUAUAUCUCUCUAUUUUCCAGUGGCAUUCUUAGUCGUUGAUAAGGACAAUAUAUACUUUGACUACAAGAUAUACUCGCCUCUCUACAAUAUCACAGACAAGCCCUGGGAUAAGCUGAAGCCAGCAGGACUCACCAUCUUAUCAAUAGUUCCAAAUCUAUUGGUCAUAGUGUCCACUGCAGCUACCUUAGGGAUGAUCGUCAAGUCGAGGAAUGUGUCAAAGAAAAGUGGGGGGUCUGUGCGAUGGCAGGGAGUGACGGCGGUUCUCCUGACCGCUAUAGUCUUCUGUGUCUCAACUCUUCCCUACACAGCGUAUACUCUCAUCAUUUCUCCCUUCGUAGAGGAGAACCCGCCGGGGAUAUUGAAGAUUCAUUAUAAAAGAUAUUCAGCUUUCCUCUCGCUGUUUAACCUGAUGGCAAACUCCUACAUCUACACUUACACCAUAGCCAGCUACCGGGCCUUUCUCCGAUCAAGGAUACGUCUGAUGCUGUUAUGUCUCUUCCCAGACAGAAGAGUGACCUACUCUUCUUCGCGUAGACAAGGAGGGAUUGGCUUAACUUCAUAUGCAGUAGGCAAUGAUCUGAAGACAACAAGAGAAUCGUCUCGGGCUCCCCGAGCUGAAAACUGUGACUUUUGAAGUUUUAACUAGGCGUUGAUUUAAAUUGAUUAGUAUUUUUUCAGACAUAAAUAAUUGAGAUAUAAACAAAUAUUUUGACGAUUCGAUUUGAAUAAUUAUUUUAUUAAAUCUUAUUUUUUUGUGGAUUUAACG